Molecule: messenger RNA, 2252 nt
Organism: Brienomyrus brachyistius
Lineage: Eukaryota; Metazoa; Chordata; Actinopteri; Osteoglossiformes; Mormyridae
Exons: 2
Coding region: 300-1583 (427 amino acids)
Molecular function (GO): nucleic acid binding
Source: RefSeq, a predicted model, not a curated record
CUUUGGAACCUGAUAGUCAUGGCACAAAGAACAUCCUGGUCAUAACCGACCAUUUUACUAAAUAUGCUAUCGCAGUUCCCACCUCAGACCAGAAGGCCAAGACGGUAGCUAAGACAUUAUGGAACAGCUUCUUUAUUCACUAUGGCAUACCCGAACGACUACAUAGUGACCAAGGACGAGAUUUUGAGUCGGCUGUAAUCAAAGACCUGUGUCAGUUGUUGGGAAUUAAGAAAACGAGGACUACUCCUUACCACCCACGUGGCAAUCCUGUGGAGAGGUUUAACCGAACACUCUUGGAAAUGCUUGGGACUCUUGAGGAGGAGAAUAAAGUCAGGUGGCGGGACUACGUACAACCUUUGGUUCACGCUUAUAAUUGCACCAAAAAUGAUACUACAGGCUUUUCUCCUUAUCAAUUAAUGUUUGGGAGACAGCCAAGCCUUCCUAUCGAUGUGGCUUUCGGACUCAACCCAGAAAGACAGAGUAGGGUUACUCACACUGAUUUUGUGAAGAGGCUCAAGGAAAGUCUACGUGAGAGCUACAAGCUUGCAGUAGAGCAUAGUGAUAGAACCGCUCAGAAAAACAAGGAGAGGUAUGACCUGAAGGUAAGAGAGACUAUCCUGGAUGAGGGAGACCGUGUCCUUGUCAAAAAUGUUGGGGUACGGGGUAAACACAAGAUAGCUGAUCGUUGGAGUCGAACUGUGUACAGAAUAGUUAAACGUAUCAAUGAUUCUCCUGUCUAUGUCAUCACUCCUGUUAAUGCUGAUGGCCCUAUUAGGACAUUGCAUCGUGACCUGCUCUUGCCUUGUGGCUUCUUAACUUCAUCCACUGAAGCUGAAGUAGCUCAGCCAAAGCAGAAGAGAGAGAUGGUGAAACCUGCUCAGAGUUCAACACCUGAGGGGAAUGAAGAGCUAGAACAUCCACGUGAGAGUGAGGAAGAUGAUUACUACUGUCCAGGGGACGUGCGGAAGGAGAUGACGUUCCCGACAGUUACUGUUGUACAUGAAAUCCCUCAAACGUACUCCACAUCCUCUUCACGUGGACAGUGGACCACACUGAGCCAUGGGGACUCCAGAUUGAGCCCGGAAGCUGAGGUGUUCCAACCCUCAAGGGACUGGCAAUUGGAAUGUCGUGAGGGCAAAGUUCCUAACUCCUCUGGAGGGAAGCCAGAAGGAGGUGGCAUUCCAUCGGUUAAUCAAGAGGAUUCACCCGCCAGGAUGAGCUCUGGAGUAGAGGAUAAUGCUGUGACUCAAGUCAUACCUGAAGGCGAGAUCACAAAAGUUUAUGUGCAUGGAGACGGAAAUGAGCUGGUGGGAGAAGGACUUAAUGACCUACUUAAAGGACAUGAGCCUGAAGAUACCAGAGGGAGCUUUACUGAAGAGCAGGGAGCAACGACAGUGAGGAGAUCAACCAGAUGUAGGGUAGAACCCGAUCGACUUACUUACCAAUCACUAGGAAAUCCCUUGACCUUAGUCAUGCACUCCAUAUUGAAUGGUCUUGACCAGGCCUUUGCAAAGGUUUUAGACCUACCACAGACAUUUCAGUUUUCGCCGCCUUUAGAGGUUGGUCGAGUGACUACUGUGUAAGUGGAUAAUGAGUACAGGCCGGGACGCAUGCACAUUUAGAGGGGGUGGAUGUAACCCACUUAAAGUGAGCAGGACCAAGGUUGUCGUGGUUCUCCAGUCCCAUAGAUGGCACUGUCUUUAAUUCGGUUGAGCUCUUUUAUCACGAUCGCCCGGGUUAACCGAGUUGUCUCUCGGAUCGCGGGAAAAAAGAAAAGGAGAGGGAGAGAAGCGGCUGCAGGUGAAAAAGCUUAUUUAUGCAUCAGAGCUGUGAAGUGCCCAGCUACGUUCGAAACCAGUCAGCCUACCUCCCAGUCGGCGGAUGCAGUUUUCUCCUGGGCGCAGAUAAGAUAGAUGAGAUCUCCAGUCUAAUACAUUUCUUUGUUUUUUUUGUAAACUACUUGGUUAGUAUUAUUAUAUAUGUAUACCAGAGAAUUUAAAGUGAACUGAACUGCAUAUGUUCUGACGGACUAUUGUAGGGAGGGAGGAAUUGUUUAUUCUUAUUUCAUUCUUAUUUCAUUGUUCCGAACGUGAUUCUCAUUCUCGUGGAAUAUUGUUAAUAAAAAAUUGUUACUGUUUUUCCCUGUCGACUAGUGGUUGUGACCAAUUCACUCCGAGAGUUGAACCUAGACAUAAUUACUGACCCAGAUAUUAAAAGCCCACAUUUCGGCAACGUUAAAGUGUGGGGGUGAU